CGGGGCUGGGGCUUGGGCGCGUGGCAGCGGCGGAGGCGGCGAUGGCGAUGCCGGGGCUGCUGGCGUGGCUGCUGGGCGGGCUGCUGGCGGCGGCGGCCGAGGCUUCUUCUCCCUCCUCCUCCUCCUCCUCCUCUUCCUCUUCCCCGGGCUCGGCGGCUGCAGCAGCGCAGGUGGAGGUGACGCUGCCCGGCCGGGGCUGCUGCUGCACCUUGCAAGGCGCGUUGCUGGGCCGGCCCGGCUUGGAGCUGCAGGCGGCGGCCGCCGUGCGGGGCAGCCUGGUGCUGGUGAAUGACACUGAGCCCAGGUUGGAGGAUGACGACACCUGGAUUGGCGUGGUUCCUGUGGAGGAGGAACAAACAGAGACUCCCAAGGGCCACAAAGAGGAGUCUUUUGCCAGCACUGUGGUCGACAAGAUGAAACGGGCCCUUGUCUUGGGGGCUUCGGCCCUGCUCAUCCUUGCCCUGAACCAGAACAGAAUCCGAGAGCUGGACGUCUCCCAAGUCGUUUCGAAGCCCGUGGUGAUAGUCCAGACUUCAGAAAACGUGACCAAACUCCUUGGGGCGCUGCUGCGAGGUCUUCGGGCCACAGCGAAGAUCACAUACCAAGCAGGGCUGCUGGAGAACAUGGGGGUGACCCUGACCCUGUGGUCGACCUGUGGCCUCUCCCGGGGUGGCAUUUAUGCCGAGUGGCAGGGCGUCAUCUGUACGGGCGAAAACAGCUCAAAGGUCCAGAAAUACCUCCAGCAGCUGUGGAACGCCAUCCUGCUCAUCGCGUUGAUCCUUUGCACAGGUGUGAUUGUGCAGGCACAACGACAGUCCCGGCAUAGUCAGUUGGACCAAGAAUCUGAGCUGGAUCUCAAGCAACACAUUACCCAGAAGCUGCUGGCUUUGAAAACCCGGCGUUACCAUCCUGGCAGGGCACCCCACAGCUGGGCGCACGAGAUUGACAGCUGUGCCAUCUGCCUGGACCAGUUUCAGAAGAAUCAGUGUCUCCGGGUGCUGCCCUGCCUGCAUGAAUUUCACCGGGAUUGCGUAGACCCCUGGCUACUCCUGCAACAGACUUGCCCGCUCUGUAAACACAACGUUCUCGGAAACUGUUGCUGAGACAGGUAGCAAAACCUGCCCUUCAUACACUCCGAGGGAAGAGGCUGGCUUUCUGAGAAGCCAUUCUCUAGAAAAUAAAUGUUUUUCUCCAGCUUGGCUGCUUUUUAAGAGGCAUUGACUUCGACUCCCAGAAUUCCCCC
Ahaetulla prasina is the source of this 1243-nucleotide messenger RNA. RefSeq names its product ring finger protein 215 (gene RNF215). The transcript is spliced from 10 exons. Gene Ontology annotation, biological process: ubiquitin-dependent protein catabolic process; Wnt receptor catabolic process; negative regulation of canonical Wnt signaling pathway. Lineage: Eukaryota; Metazoa; Chordata; Lepidosauria; Squamata; Colubridae. Bases 42 to 1103 code for a protein of 353 amino acids. Gene Ontology annotation, molecular function: frizzled binding; ubiquitin protein ligase activity. The record is from RefSeq and is a predicted model, not a curated record.